GGGGACUAUGCGCUCUGCCUGUCUUCCUUACAACUCAUCUUGAGACAAUUGCAAAAUGGCAACGAAGCAGCAACAUGGGUUGGCCGCGGGAUGGAAAUGGCGCCUGGCAAACGCGAACGGCAUAUCGAAAGCAGACGAUAUUCCAGACCUCAAGACCUGGACUCCAGUUACUGCUUUCCCAUCGGUUGUCCAGAUGGAACUCCUGGCAAAGAAGAUCAUCCCGGACCCAAAUGUGGGCGAAAAUGAGCGUCAGAUUCAGUGGGUAGGGGGGAUGGACUGGGAGUAUUCGUGCUCUUUCCCAACACCGAAGGGUCUAGACAACUCCAGCAUUGCUGAUCUGGUGUUUGAAGGACUGGAUACAUUUGCAAAUGUCUUUCUGAACGGCAAGGAGAUCCUCAAAUCCGACAACAUGUUUAUCCCACAUCGAGUGAAUGUGACAAGUCAACUCCAGCCCGAGGGACAAGAGAAUGAGCUUUCGAUACUUUUUGAGAGUGCUUUGAAGAAAGGAAGUGAAUUGGAGACCAAGUUCGGCGCCAGAAAGCAAGUAAUUCGAGACAAAAGAAGGAGCCACAUUCGGAAAGCACAGUACCAAUGGGGCUGGGAUUGGGGACCCGUAUUAGUGACGGCGGGACCUUACAUGCCGAUCUAUCUGGAAACGUACUCUGCGAGACUCGAGGAUGUCUACAUCACUACAGAACUAGCAGAGGAUCAUUCGACCGCCACGCUCACGAUUGCAGUGCAAGCAGCUGGACCACCUGCCAAGGUAGCCAAAGUCAGCAUUCUCGAUCAAGCACUUUCACAAGUUUCCGAUGAGCUCGAAAUCGCCUUGGACGAUUCGAAAAAGGGUUCUGCCACGGUCACGAUAACAGACCCCAAGCUCUGGUGGCCCAAUGGUCAAGGCGCACAGCACUUAUACAAUGUUUCGGUGUCUCUUAUGGAUGGAUCAUCGAGCCAGCUUGAUACAAAGACCAUCCGGUAUGGCAUCCGGACUAUCAAAGUGAUUCAACGCCCUCUCGAUAAUGCGCCGGGCAAGACAUUCCUCUUCAACGUCAAUGGCCGCGACAUCUUCUCCCAGGGGGGCAAUUGGAUCCCCGGGGACAAUCUAUUGCCUACUAUGACCCGUGAAAGAUACUUUGACUGGGUUCGACUCUCCCAAUACCACCAUCUGAAUAUGAUUCGCGUUUGGGGAGGCGGCAUUUACGAGACAGAAGACUUCUUCGAUGCCUGCGACGAGAUGGGCAUGCUGGUCUGGCACGAUUAUGCAUUUGCUUGUGGCGACUACCCCGUCCACAAGGAAUUUCUGGACAGCGUCAAAGCUGAGGCCGAAGCACAGACUAUUCGAAUGCGCAACCGCGCCUCACUAGCCCUCUUGUGUGGCGACAACGAGGAUUUUGGGAUUCAGGACUUUUUUGGGGAGCCAUACGAUUUUAAGGACCACGAAGGACCCUUUGAAAAUAGCACUUUCCCUGCACGGAAGAUUUUCCUCGAUGUCCUCCCCAAGCUCUGUGAGAGACUCUGUCCUGCGAUUCAGUACUGGCCGUCAUCACCUUGGGGGGAGGAGGGCACAAACGCCAGUGACACCACAUUCGGCGACCUCCACCAGUGGGCGGUGUGGCACGGACCACAGCACGCUUACCAAAAAUAUGGAGAACUUUCCGGUCGGUUCGUCUCCGAGUUUGGCAUGCACGGUUUCCCGAUCAUGCGUACUGUCGACGUCUUUGCGCCUGAUCUGAAGGACCGUCACCCCCAGUCUCGCACCAUCGACUGUCACAACAAAGGUCACGGCGCGGAGACACGUAUCGCUCGAUACUUGUCAGAAAACUUCCGAUAUGACAUGAAGCUCGACAAUUUCGCGUACUGUUCGCAACUCUUGCAGAGUGAGGCUUAUGGCUAUGCGUUGCGCGACUGGAAACGCAAAUUUGGCGGCAAAGGUAAAGAGGAGUGCGCAGGUGCCAUCAUCUGGCAAUUGAAUGAUGUCUACCCAGUAACAAGCUGGGCGUACAUCGACUAUUAUCUCCGUCCGAAACCUGCCUUCUAUACGAUUCGACGGAACUUUGCCCCGAUCAGCGUUGGCAUUGAACGCACACCUCGCUCUCGCUGGAUAGACGAAGACAAGCCGAAGGAUUCAUAUAUCCCCAACUUCGCCCUCUUCGCACAUAAUACAACACCAGCCGAGGUUAAGUGUACCCUGCAGCUAAGAGCAUACGAUCUUUAUGGUGGAAAGGAGGUUGAAUUGGACUGGACGGGCGUGAGCUCGGAGGUGACCCUGUCAGCCGGUCACAAUACCGAGCUUGGGAGCCUGAAGCCGCAUGCGUCGUGGACUGAGGAAACUCUGGUCAUUCUUGACGCCAGCCUCCUCGACCCAUCAACGAAAAAGGUGGUGGCAAGAUUCACUGACUGGCCUGAGCCGUACCGAUACCUGCAGUGGCCCGUCGACACCAAAGUGACAGUUUCCGUCCAGAACAUGAAGAAUGAUCACACCAAUACCUACAUCAGUGACACGCACUUUGAGGACGUAGUGACAGUUACUGCUAACCAGCCAAUCAAGGGCUGUUGGCUUGAGCCUGUGUAUGACGGAAAUGAAAAACAGGACGAGCCCGAACCACUCUGGGAAGACAACAUGUUCGAUCUAUUGCCAGGACAGGAGAUCGAGGUGGCAGUAAAGGGUCUCCGAGGAAGGAAGGUCAAUGUGCGAUUCCUGGCGGAUUGGGAGGUUGGGCCUGCAAAGGCACAUCUUUGAAGGCGACG
Molecule: messenger RNA, 2748 nt
Organism: Cladophialophora immunda
Lineage: Eukaryota; Fungi; Ascomycota; Eurotiomycetes; Chaetothyriales; Herpotrichiellaceae
Exons: 2
Coding region: 56-2740 (894 amino acids)
Biological process (GO): glycoprotein catabolic process; carbohydrate metabolic process
Molecular function (GO): beta-mannosidase activity
Source: RefSeq, a predicted model, not a curated record